Molecule: messenger RNA, 411 nt
Organism: Prunus armeniaca (apricot)
Lineage: Eukaryota; Viridiplantae; Streptophyta; Magnoliopsida; Rosales; Rosaceae
Source: the annotation of a GenBank genome assembly
AUGAGAGCUGCUGCUGCUAGAGAAGGCCUACAAAGUAGUAGUGCGACGACAACAACAACAACAACAACAACAACAACAACAACAACAGGAGGAAGCAGACAUGGGCGUGGUGAAGCUAGAAAUUUUGCAAUCUUCUUCUUCUGGGUCAUUUUAAUUUUUGCUCCAACAAGUAAUUUGGUGGUUUCUGCCAGUAGAACCAGUACCAGUCAUGGUGAUGAGUUGGGUGGUGGCCGGUUCAUGAGGCCACCGACAAGGAAAACCCGUUUCCUGGGCAAGGUAUCGUUUUAUGCACCUUCAAGUACUCCAUCUCAUGAUGUUCAUCAUUUUGUGGGGAUCAACGGUGGUCCGGACAAGCUAUAUGGAGAUGACAAGAGAAUAGUUCAUACAGGUCCAAAUCCCCUUCACAACUAA